This is a messenger RNA of Truncatella angustata, 1737 nucleotides long. Its product is annotated as ATP-dependent protease La domain-containing protein. Lineage: Eukaryota; Fungi; Ascomycota; Sordariomycetes; Amphisphaeriales; Sporocadaceae. The transcript has a single exon. The coding region runs from base 1 to 1737 and encodes 578 amino acids. The record is from RefSeq and is a predicted model, not a curated record.
AUGUCCUCAGUUCAGGCAAGCACCAGCCCGACAGUACCAGCGCCGCCCACGCCCUCCGAAAGCCGCAGGUCUCACUCGUCGCAAUCCGAAAAGAGUGAAUCGGAUCCGGGCCGUAACCCGGCCGGGACUGAAGAUGUCGUUGCUGCUUCAGAACUGCUCUUGGAUGCCACGGAAGAUGUUCGACAGAUUAUAAGACUCGUCCAAUGCUGGGUGUGUUCUCGCAUCCUGCAUAAUCCUACGACUAUACCAUGUGGGCGAAGCUGCUGCCAGAGCUGCAUUCCUCCAACUCACAUUCGAACGAACAUUUCCUGGCCAGCGACAGCGAAUCGGCUCUAUGGCUUUGAGUGUCCCUUUGAGGAUUGCCAAAAGGAACAUGCCAUUGGGGAUUGCAGUGUUGAUGUCACCAUGAACAAGGUUCUGGACAUUAUCCAGCAGGCUAUGGAGCGGGAUCGUGAGGUAACACAAGCAUCUGGUGUUUCCACUUACAUGUCGGUGCAGGAUCAGUGGCAGGUUGCUGGCUUGCCCAGCAUGGAAGAGAAGGACCCUGUUUCGCAAGUUUUUAAAGGCGGUCGCAUUGUGUCGACGUACACAAUGGCCGAAACUGGACAGCUUAAAUAUACUUGCGAGGUGACUUACACGGCUGUAGGUGCCACAGAGGAGGAAGUUACAGCAAGGGACGAAGUCGCUUUUACAAAGUUGAAAGAGGCAGUGCGCACAGAGAUGGACUGUCAAAUAUGCUAUGCGUUACUCCUCGAUCCUCUUACCACGACAUGCGGUCAUACAUUUUGUCGGAAUUGUUUGCACCGAACCCUCGGCGGCUCAGAACAUUGCCCCAUUUGUCGAAGAACCCUUAUGAUGCAGCCAAAUGUUCUCCAAAGCGACACGCCAUCGAAUCAGCGCUUGGUAAACAUGAUCAAUGGAUUCUGGGCGGACACUGUUGCGGUUCGAGCACAGAAUGUGCGUGCCGAGCUCCAGGACGAACUAGCAGGGGAUUUCGACAUUCCGCUCUUCAUAGUUUCCCUUGCGUUCCCGGCCAUGCCAACCUUCCUCCACGUUUUUGAGCCGCGCUAUCGCCGCAUGAUUCGCCGAGCUAUAGAAGGUGAUCGCAUGUUUGGCAUGGUGGCUGGCACGCAACAUCCGCAACCUAAUGGUGCAAAUUUUCGUGAAGUCGGCACGUUACUUCGAAUCGUCAACAUCGAAUUCUUCCCCGAUGGCCGCAGUUUGCUGGAAUCGGUUGGCAUUUCACGCUUUAGAGUUACUAGCCAUGGGUUUGUGGAUGGCUAUCCAGUGGGACGAGUUGAAAAAAUCGACGACAUUACCCUGGCCGACGAAGAAGCCAUGGAAGCUUCGGAAACCUUAACGGGCCAGGGCGUCCAAAACUUCACUCAACUUGUUACAGGAGCAGCUUCAGAGCCCCCCGACACUAUUUUGCAAUCUGGAGAAACGCGUAUACUCACUGUUCAAGAAUUGGAUUCCAAAUCCACCCGCGAACUGUUCGACAUUGCUGUCUCAUUUGUUACGAGGAUGCGCGCGCAAAGUGUAUCCUGGCUACAGGCCAGGGUACUGGCUAUAUUCGGCGACUGCCCAAACGACCCAGCGAUAUUUCCUUGGUGGUUUGCUAGCGUCCUCCCUGUCAGCGAGGAAGAGAAGUACAGGCUUCUUGGGACGAAGAGCGUUCGACAACGCAUGAAAAUAUGCUGCCGGUGGAUUGUCGAAUGGGAAUCAAGCAGAUGGUGA